AUGACUUCAAACUAUGUUCAUUCAGGUUUGUCCAAUGCCUCCACGUACAACCCCCCUGGUCAACUUCCGGCGUCCCUUAAGGUAUUUAGAGACCUGACUCUUAAAGAUCUUGACAAUCUUAACAUUAAGAAAGUGAGAUGUAAAUUAAGUUUAGAGGAGGGUAUUAAGUCUUUAUGUGCCAAUAAGAAUCUCGUUAUCCGCCCUGCGGAUAAGGGGGGAGGUAUUGUAGUCUUAAAUAAAGACGAUUAUUUAUUGGAAAUGAGACGUAUCCUUGAUGAUGGUGACACUUAUACCCGCCUCCCCCUCAAUCCGGGAGACAGGUACAAGAAAGCCCUUGUCAAGAUUGUAAAUAAAGGCUUUCGCCUCAACAUUUUAAAUAAAAAAGAGAAGGCAUUCUUGGUCCCUAAGGCACCUCGGGUGCCUAUAAUGUAUUAUCUUCCAAAGAUUCAUAAAGACCCUAUUUGCCCCCCGGGACGCCCUAUUGUCAGUGGCAUCGACUCGGUGACGUCCCGGGUGGGCAAAUAUAUUGACUUUUUUCUUCAGCCUCUGGUGAGGAAUAUGCCUUCGUACUUAAAAGACACCAGACAGGUCAUAAAUCUGUUGUCAGAUAUUCAGUCUACACCAGAUUUGUGGUUAGUGACGGCUGACGUCACUUCCUUGUAUACCGUGAUCCCACACGAUCUGGGAUUGGAAGCCGUCUCUUUUUUUCUUGAAAGGGACUCAGGACUUCCAACUGUUCAAAUCUCCUUCAUCAUGGAGUUAUUGCAAUAUGCCGCAUCCCACAACUUCUUUUGGCAUGAUGGCCAAUUUUACAGGCAGGAUAAGGGAGUGGCGAUGGGGGCUAAAUAUGCCCCGAGUUUGGCCAAUCUAUUUAUGGCCAAAUGGGAGGAGGAUGUCGUCGAUGUCGGUACUAGGUCCCAUAUUCGGUUAUGGGCGCGGUACAUAGACGACAUCCUCCUCCUUUGGACAGGGUCUGAGGAUGAACUAUCUACCUUUAUGACAUUCCUCAAUACAAACAAUAGGGGGAUCAUACUCAAAUAUGAGGCCAGUAAGGAAAGAAUUAAUUUCUUGGAUCUAACUAUUUCUGCAGAUCAAGAUGGUUUCACCACUGCCACCUAUUUUAAAAGCACGGACAGGAAUGCCUUCAUUCCAAGUGACAGUUAUCAUCAUGCCACUUGGCUUAAAGCUGUGCCUAAAGGACAAUUCCUCCGUUUGAAAAGGAACUGCAGUAAACAUAGUGUUUUUCUUGAUCAGGCUGGGGUUCUAACAGAACGCUUUGUUGAAAAGGGUUAUGAUCGAAAUUCUUUGAUUGACACAUUGGACCUGGUGACCAAAACCAACCGCGAGGAUUUACUUUGUGUUCAACCCCGAGAUGAUCAAGGGGGUAAUUUUAGAACCCCUUUUGUCACCGAUUAUUGUUGCCAACAUGCCAGUGUUAAACACAUCAUCAGUAAACACUGGCAUGUACUCAAGAGUGACAAAAUCUUGGGUGCCAUACUACCUGAUAGACCCCGGGUCAUCUUCAGGGGUUCGACAUCUUUGAAGGACAAGCUGGCACCCAAUGUUUUAGAUCCACCCAGGAUCCCUUCUAUGUUUUUAUCGGGCCUGGUGGGUUUCUUCAAAUGUGGCAAAUAUAGGAGCAGCCUUCCAAAUGUUUAUAACAGAAUAGAUAAGGUCCAUCUCUGUGAAGAACAGAGAAGCGACAGCAACUCUACAGAGAACAAAGCCAAGUUUUUAGCCGUUCAGCCUGGCCUAAAUGAGUGCUGUGAUGGGGAACCUACUGAAGAGCUCCCAGCUGACAGAGCAGACCUGCAGGAUCUCGGUGAGGAUGGAGAGAGUGCAGCUAAAUGCUGCAGCACUCUACAGACACAAGCUAUAAUGGAAUCUGUCUUGCUACUCCGAGACAAUAAUAAACCAUUGGAUGUCUGCAGCCAAGAUGCAAACCAGCAGACAGACUGCAGCCAUCAUAAAUCUGGAGAAGGUACAAGUGAAGUAGUUUAUAUUGUAAUAGAUAAGACAGACACUACAGAGAACAAGCAAGGUGUCCUAAUAAAUGAGACACACGCAAAGGAAUCCCAACUGUUUCCUCUGACUACAGAACAAUUAAUAAAUGGGCAUAGUACAGAUAAAGAGGACCCUGCAUAUGGAGACAGCACAGGCAGCUUGUCUUGGGAUAAGAAUAACGAUUCUUCUUCAGUUCAGAAUUGUGGCACAUCAGAGUUGAGCACGGCUUCUUGUCUCAAUAAUCAAAAUACACCGCCUAAAAUAGAACUAAUGAAUGUGGCACAAGAGAGCAACCCUCGAUUUUGUGCAGAUUCUUCACUUUCUAAGCAAAUAGAGAAAGAUAACCAAAGCCUAUUUGUAGAAGAUACUACCAAACACUGUGAGGACAUAGGAAGGCCCAGCUGUGGCACAACAGCAGAAAAUAAGAGCAGAAUAGGCCAGGAGCAGAUUUUGGGUUCAUUGCCAAGCAAUGCUCCAAACAGUGACGAGGAACCAGUAAAAAAUAUUCAUUUGCAGUCUCCUUCAGAUCAUAAGCAGGACUGCCAAGGUUCUUGGUCAAAUCUGGAGAACACGGAUGUCUCAGAAGUUAAAAAUUUACUUGGAGAUCGGAGAGAAAUGUGUCCCCUAGUGAGGGAAGAAGAUGAAAAGCUUGAAGGAUCAAACAUAAGUGAUAUCAAUUAUAGAAGAGGAUUGCUUGCCGAUGGACAUAAUGUCAAUAUUUGUCAGGUAACAGAGAGCGGUGAACCACUGAGUGAGGAGAAAGAUAAUAUCAAUGUGGGGAAUAACGCGCCUGUUAAUUUCACACUUGAAGAAAGUAGCGGACAAACUGUACAAAAGCUUUUCACAAAACCUGUUGGGUCCUCCACAGAAAUAGCCAAAACAAACUCACAAAGAGAAAGGAUAACCAACAUGUCUGACAACUCAGCAAAACGACUUUGUUUAUCCAGAGCCAACCCAUGGAAUAGUCAGACUUCAAACAAACCAUCCAGCAGUUUGGGCAAUUGUACACUGCCAUAUUUAUCGAGUCGAGAUACGUGCAGCAAAGCUGAAAUAGGUUCAUCAAUUAAGAGGCUGGCAUUUGACAACUUGUCCAUGAAUGUCCAACCAGUUCCCAGGAAGGAUCACAGUGCAGAAUGGAAUGCAAUAGCUCAGACGUUUCACAAUUCCCCUUUUCCCACAGAAGGCUUUAAUGUGAUUGAAAAGCAAAACCGCAGCUUCAGCGACUUGGCAGCAGCUCUUUCUACAGGCCUAAGCAUUGCACAGACUAAAGCACAGCAUGACUCGGGUCAAAGCAAGGCAGAGAGCAGCUCACGCUUCAGCAUACAGCAUCAGAUAAAUGCUAUUGAGACCUUUCUACAGUACCACAGCCUACGUGGAUCAAAGAGGAAGCUGGAAGAUUGCAGCGAGACCAAGGAGCCCAAAGAAAAUGGCACUUCUGAAGGUGACGCCAAAGAGAUGUAGAAAUGGAAUGAUCUAAAUGCAGACAACAUUUUACCAACCACCCAUUGUGUUUUGUU
Messenger RNA from Rana temporaria (common frog), 3521 nucleotides. RefSeq lists its product as uncharacterized. The transcript has 4 exons. The coding region runs from base 1 to 3465 and encodes 1154 amino acids. NCBI's taxonomy places the organism in Eukaryota, Metazoa, Chordata, Amphibia, Anura, Ranidae. The record is from RefSeq and is a predicted model, not a curated record.